CGCACCGGGAAAUUUGAUACAGAGACACAAAACACCUACAAGACCAUAGCAGUGACAGUCACUUUCUGCUAUUCAGGCUCUCAUCAUGGCCCGUCGACGCCAGUAUGAUCAAGGGCAGAAUGGGCGGCCAAGUCGUAACAUUACUGGGCCCCAAUCUGCCUUGACUGAUUUUCUUGCAUCACACAAUAUUUCGGCUGCUCAAAUUAGAGCCGACGCAGAUCGCCGAAGGCAACAAGCAGGAGAGGACGGAGAGACGGCAGAGACAACAGAGGCAGGAGAAGCAGGAGAAGCAGGAGAGGCCGAACCGACCGAAGAAAAUGAAGUUUCAGAAACGGUACAAGUCUCCAUCACUGCUGUUGAAGCAAGCUCGGCUGGACGGGGAGCAAGAAGUCGCAAUGCCGCAGCAGAAAAGAAAGUCAAGGCUUUGGAUAAGAUCAAAGCUAGCAAAGCAUUCAAAAAGCGCAAGAAGAACGCCGACGACGACGAAUACGAUGACGAAAUCGCCCAGGCAAUCUUUGAAGAGAGGAGUGCACCGCUUCCUGGGCAGAUGGAGAACUGUGAAAUCUGCGGAAAGCGCUUCACUGUGACUCCUUACUCCUUGGCAGGGCCUGAUGGAGGCCUCUUAUGUGCUCCCUGUGGGCGUGAGAUUGCCAAAGAACGAGAGGGACAACCCAAAAAGAAGCCUCGAAAACAGACCGGUGGUGUGGGCUCACGACGCACUCUCCAGAGCCGAAUGCUCGAUGGAGACGUGGGUACAAAAAGCUUGGCUACGCUGUGUGUGCAGACACUGGCGAAGAAUGUGGACUUGGCAGAAAGUUUGGGCGAUUUACCUGAGCAUCUCAUCGACAAGAUUGCCAGGAUUUUCUCCAAGCGGCGUUUAUUGAAGCCAGAUACUUUGCCACUGUUCACGCAACCUACCACCGAAGUUCUGCACAUCUACGAUGGUGCAAAACUUGGUCAUCAAGAAUUCAUCAGCAUUUUUCAAGUUGCCCCGAACCUGAAGAAAUUCAAGGUGCGGUGUGCGGUCCAAUUCAAGGACGAGGUCAUGGACUAUCUGCUCUCGAGAGAUAUCCUCCUGGAAAGCUUUUAUCUUCAUGGUGCCAAUCUACUGAGUGAGGAUAAGUGGCACGAAUUUCUCGCUGCCAAAGGCAAAUCCUUGAGAGAACUACAAGUCUACUUUACCGAUAGACACUUUGGAGACGAAACCUUGAGACUUUUGAAGGAAUAUUGCCCCGAAUUGACUCGCCUCAAGGUCUGCCACAACCAAAAGGUCACGGAUGUAGGAGUCACUGCAAUUGGAAAUCUUGCAAGCCUUCGGCAUCUCAGUUUAGAGCUCCAGCAGGACAGUUCGGCAGAAGCUCUCAGGACUUGCAUCACACAAAUCGGGAAAGACCUCAGGACAUUCUCCUUUAAGAUUGUACCCGAUGCCGAUGACAGUGUCUUGGAGGCUAUUCAUAAUACUUGUCGAUCAUUAUCCAAGCUUCGUAUCACAGAAAGCGAAACCAUGACAGACAAGGGCUUCGCCAAGCUCUUUACAGACUGGCAAAACCCGCCUCUGGAAUUCUUGGAUUUGCAAAAGUGCCGGCAGCUCGACGCCGCUCAUCCACGAGAAAACCCCGACGGUAUUGGGCUCUGCAGCGAGGGUUUCAAGGCGCUCAUGGACCACUCUGGCCACGCCUUGAGAAAUCUCAAUGUGCAUGCUUGCCGACACAUCUCUCGCGAGGCGUUUGAAGAAGCCUUUAGCGAAAAGAAGCUGUAUCCGGAACUACGAAAAUUAGAGAUUAGCUUCUGCGAAGAAGUCACCGACUUUAUCCUUGGGAGCAUAUUCCGGGCUUGCCCAAACAUCAAAGAAGUGAAUGUGUUUGGCUGCAUGAAGGUGAAGGAAGUCAGAGUGCCACGGGGCGUUAUCUUGGUUGGCGUACCCAACGCCCAGGGGAUGAUAACUGAAGGCACGCACUGAGCAUAAUUUGCCGGAGAGCUUCGCACUUGUCACGCUUUUUUUCUCUUAACGAACUUCACGCUAGGGAGAGCAAAUUACAUAUGGUAUGGGAUAUUACAGAUCAACCCAAACGUUUUUUUCCUCUGUAAUGUAUAUAGUUAGAGUUCAAGUGCAGAGGGAACACAGAGUCGAUUAGAGCCAUAGAGUUUGGUCUACAUUUCAAUGUUCUUACCUGAAGCUAUCAUGUCACUUGAUGUAUUUCAUAUGUCUUGUCGAAAGUCAUAGUAACAAAUAUGUAUAUACCUAUAUCCAACUCAUAUAUACGAGUAUGAAGAUUUAUCUACAUCAACCCCUCAGCACAGCUCGAAGUAACUAUGUCGAAAAUUCACAUUCCCAGCAUCAUUUCAUGCUACAUUUUUAUACCCGAAGAAACAACCCAUAACGCCCCUUUUCGUACGCAAAAUACACCCCAUAUAUACAGCAACGUUAUGCCUGGCCAGAAGC
This is a messenger RNA of Trichoderma atroviride IMI 206040, 2443 nucleotides long. RefSeq lists its product as uncharacterized. Gene Ontology annotation, biological process: SCF-dependent proteasomal ubiquitin-dependent protein catabolic process. NCBI's taxonomy places the organism in Eukaryota, Fungi, Ascomycota, Sordariomycetes, Hypocreales, Hypocreaceae. Gene Ontology annotation, cellular component: SCF ubiquitin ligase complex. The record is from RefSeq and is a predicted model, not a curated record.